UAUGUGACACCUUCAAGUUCAAGUUGCACUGCAGUAAGUAGGGUGGCUGAGAUCCCAGCCCGAUAUAGUAGAUCUGUGGCGCCGGUUGGGCGCCCCCUGCGUAUCCUACUUGGCGGCGGCAGUGCAGGGCGCUGCGCUGCAUACGCUGGGACUUAUAUCUAGGCCGCAAUGCAUUGGACCCGGAUCCUUGUCCACAUCUACGCCGAUGCGAACCACAGGCAACUGUGCAUAUAUACCACGUUCCAACAGCUCUGUACUGCGGCAUAUCACAGGCCAUGGCUGUUCCCACAGAAAACGCUGCUACUAUAACGAAACAACAUCCCUUCCAGCGCGCCUUCGAGGCAUAUCUGAAAGGCCUCGACGAGAAAGCCAAGGCCAAAGACUUCUUCGCCCGAUAUUGCAGCGAAGAUAAACUACAGGACCCGCAAAGCGUCAACCGUGAUAUGAAGGAAAAGGUUGAUGAACGCCGGUCAAAAUCAUCGGCCACCGGCAAGAUUCUGCAAACUCUAGCGGGUACCCAGAAAACCUUCGACGGAGUUGUGAAUGCUCUGACAUCACUCGAUCCUACAAAUGUGUCAGGGGCGGUGUGGGCGUGUGUAUCCGUUCUCGCGAAAACUGUUGAUUCUUAUGUCAAGGUUCCCGAGAAGAUAUCCAAAGCGCUGACUCUCCUGGGCGACGACUUGAAAAGGAUCGCAACAUACGGCCGCAUCCUCGGUGAAUCAUUGGAUCUUGAAGAUGCAUUUUUUCAGUCUUUCUUCGACAUGUUCCGCUUCUGGAGCAGGGUCUUUCGGGAGCUUGGCCGUCAUAGAAUCACUAGCAUCUUAUCGGCCCUUGUUCUCCCGGCAGAUAGGUUUGAUGAUAUCAUUGCUGCCAUGCGGACGAAUGCCGAAAUCUUGGAGAAACAAUUCGAGCGUGUCAAGGAAGAACGUGAGUUCAUGGAGAGAUCAGAGAAAGCAAUACGAAGUUUCUUGGGGCAACCUAUCUCUACAGGAGGACCCACGUUUGUUACCAACAGCCGCCAACUGUCGGCCAUCGAGGAUCAGUGUUGCGCAUGGAUCUUUGAGGAUCCUACGUACCAGGCAUGGAGGAAGGGUGAGAUGGAUUCCACAGUCCCCACCGCGCUGUGGGUCUAUGCGCCACCAGGAUCCGGCAAGACUACACUCUGCGAGAGGGUAGUACGUGCCGUCCGGGAAGAGCAGCCCUCCGUUGCGGUGGCAUCACAUUUCUUCCGAUUUGAUCAAACCUUCACGACUCUUGAUAUCCUGAAGUCCAUCGCUGUACAGCUCUGGGAAUUCUGGGCAUCACAGCACUACCCGGAUUCACAUUCGCUCCUCCCCACGCUGUCCCGUCUCGCAGAUGACAAGACGAAAGAUGCGGCCUCCCGGGUUCGGUCGAUCUUGGACACACUUGUUCAGGCACUACCUACAGUCUACUUCUUUAUCGACGGAGUAGAUGAAGAGGCAGCAAAGGCGGUGAACGAUACUCUACACCGAGACACUUUGGCUGCUCCUGAUGCUCGGAGUAUUCUGGACGUGAUCGAACGCUUCAUUUCAUCCGAUAAAAAUCGACGUGUCCAUCUCUGGAUCAGCUCACAGGACGUCUCCUACACUAGGAAGAAACUCGAGAACUAUACUCAAUUCGAUAUCAAACACGCAGUCCAAGCGGGAAUCAGGUGCUACCUAACCCGAUCUAUCCUCGACCCCGCCGUUGUGCCACUAGCAGCGGCCGAGCGAGAGUCCAUCCUACAACGACUCAUGAAGCGCGUGGAGAGUAACUUCUUAUGGGCACAUCUCAUGGUCGUCGAGCUGAAGAAGGCUACCAACUCAGCGGAGAUUAACCAGAUUUUGGAGGACGGGAGAGCAGAUGAGCUAGACGAGUAUUACGCAAGGUUUCUUGACAGCUUGAAGCUACUGCCGAGCAACAAAGCCUCAAUCUCACGCGACGUUUUAUCCCUAGUAACAUUUGCGAGGCGACCACUGACGGUCGGAGAGAUACAAGAAGCCAUCGCAAUACUCAACAGCAAAGUUGGGUAUCUUGACGACUCGCGCAAGCCAUUUCUGUCCACGCUCCUCAGCAUUCUCUCGCCUCUGAUCGAGGUCGGGCAUGAACGUCACCCGGGUGGCGUACGUGCUGGUUCAGCUUCACCGUCUCCGAGUCUUGUGCCUGGGCCAGGAGACCAAGGCUACGACGAUCUAAAGAAAACGUGCCGGCUGUUCCAUUCUACCCUCUUCGACUUCUUACACAGACAGGCAGAGCUUCUCUACGAUGGCUCAGACAUGGACGAGGAUAACCGACGCCGCCACGCCAUUACUACUCCGAGUCCAAACUUUCGCAUUUCCCCGCUACGAAUCGCAGACGCCUGUCUCCUUUACCUCACUCAGACCAGGUACUUGCAGUUGCUCAGGCGGCGGGAUGACACAUGGGUCGACGCAGGAGAUCAACCUGUAUCUGCCCAUCACUUCCUCACGUACAGUGCGAAGAACUGGGACAAACACCUCGAUCUAGUCAGUCCAAACAGCAACAACUAUGACUAUGAUCCUUCACCUGGCGCCAUUGCUGGCGAGGUCCCGCAGAUCAUGGAACAGUUCCGCUCACGUGUGGAGGACUUCAUUCAUUCGGCGAAGUUCCGCACCUGUAUGCAGGUACAAAGCCUAUGGAUUGAUGCCUCGUUCAGCCACUACAGUGUACGCAGCGACAAGGACCACCAGCUCUGGCUUCGACGCAUUCUUCCCCGAUUCAUCGUGGCCUCCGAUAGCAAGUAUCACACGUACUACCAUCGCUUCUGGUGGGAUUGGUAUCCAUUUCUAUCGUGCGCAACUUGCGACAACCCUAGAUGCCACUUCCGGUCGUGUGCAGGAGAGAUAGAUCGUUGCUGGUGGAGGUGCCUUGGUUCCGGCGGGGACUUCUUGACUACGCUGGAUAGCCGCUACUUCUGUUUCCGAUUUGAGGCGACGGCGCAAACGAGGGAAUCGCUGUCCGGAGCCUACGUCUGCGACUUCCAGACUGCAUUCGCCACUCAAGACAGUGUACGCAUUUUGCAACUCACAUCAGCAGCAGAUGCCAGUCAGCUCCGUUUCCAUCUCGAAACAUGGAGCUACAGCACCGACAAGUCACCAAUAUUGCAGAAAUCCCAAGACUUACUGAUUAGCGACACUAUGUGCGAUGCGGCGCUCUAUGCUACGUCCGACUCGGAGUCCAUGUCCAGCGGUGCGAGAUCAUUCAGCAUCUGCGAACCGGGCGGUGGUGCCCCGCUGGCUUCUUUCAGCAACAAUGGUCAAUAUCUUCGCAUUGGCACGCAGAUAUUCACCGCUGAGUGCACUGGCGAGUACCGUGCGUUCAUUGGCACGGGCAUGAACAACAUCGGAUACAUUGAAGAGUUCGAAGGCCAUGAUGGCAUUGCCGUUGUUGCUAGCCGGCGACGGCGGGUGGCGCCUACUAUGUCCAACGCUCGCAGGCACUCUUUGUAUCCGGAUGCAAGCCUGGGCCAAUUGACAGGUAUUCCCUGUGCUGCCGUCGAGGACUCUGACUCGGAAUCGCCCGAUAGUGACACCGAGGAUGAUGCGUCCAUCUCAUCAGAGUCUUCUGGCAAUUACGAGGAUGGCGGAUAUGAGACUUGGAGUGAGUGUUCUUCUGCACUCACCGGGUCCGAAGACGAUUUGUAUGCGGAAUAUCCCAUGGAUCAUGACAGGGCGCACUUGACUCUGAAUGAAGAUGGCGAUGACCAAGUGCCCUCCAGUGGCUACGACUUACAAGAUCACGGUUGGCCAGCAAGAACGCAUACAAUCGGAUCCAGUAUCGGAGACGUGGAUACCGGCUCAGCAAGCUCAGAUGAAGCAUGGCUCGACGAAGGCGAGAGCGAGUAUGCUGACAGCAACGAGGGUAUCGAACCAUCUGAAUUUGCCUACGGUCAGCUACGUCGCUAUGCGGAAGAGGACCGCUACAGAUGCCGCCAGCGGCGUCGCAACGCUGCUAAUGGCUCUGGGGCCACGCAGUGUCCGAGAGCCGAGAUGCGCAUUUUCACGUCGGAGGGGAGGCUUUUCCGGUUCUCAAGACGUACACCAGCCCCGUUGUCGGACUCUCCUCCAGCCUUCCACCCUAGUCAGCCUUUGGUAGUGUGGCCCUUAGGUGGACUGCGGGCCCAGGUUCUGUUUGUCGACUAUGAAGAUAUCACCUAUUUUAUCCGAGAGAUUCGGACCGGCGUGUCGGAGCCCGAUUCCGUGAUCCUCACAAUGAGGUGUCAUUUCACUGACAACGGACAAUAUCUCCACAUCGCCGUGGCCGAAGGCCGUCCUGUGGUGCAUGGCAUGGCAGGCGACUCAAAUAAUGCGAGCGACGAUAUUCAAGUCCGGCUUUAUUGCUACCGUCUUUGCACGCAGAAGCCCACGCGAAGUCCGCCUCAUCUGGUCCACACCUCUUCAGUCAAUGUGGGCAUCUUUGACCGUGAUGCACUCUCCCCUCGAUGCCCUUGGACCCUGACAUGGACGCACACGUACCUAUAUGUAACCUGGAGCCACACGGCACUACUGGUCUAUCGUAUCCCUCUGUUCCACCAAAGGGACACCCCGGAUGACGUGGUAAUCCAGCGGCCUGGAGAGACAGUACUGUUGCCAGCAAGUGCUAGAUAUCGUGAUGUUUUCUUUUUCCCCUCAGAGGGUGACCAUCUGGCCCAGGUCAUUGUAGGCGGGCCAAUUGUCAGGGAGAAACGAUACGUUCCGCCGAAGGCAGGCCUAGCAACUCCAGUUGGUUGCAUCCUGCGCACCGCGGACCAAUUGGGCGGUUGGGUUGCUACAAACCAUGCUCCGAUGCCAAAGCGGUACAUGGAGGCUGGCCAACUCAACGUGCCGUCAGUGGAGCAGUUUGACCCCGAUGUGGACUGCGUCCUCGAACCUUUCCUAUGGCAGGAGUAGAGACCGGUAUGAAUCCAUGUCAUCGCUGCCUAGAUGACAACUAUGGAAUAUUAUUUGUGCUACAUAGAACCCAACAUGUCUGUCCCGAGGCAAGAGAACGAUUGAAGCAGGUGCAGCGCUUUGUGAUGUUGGCGCGCUCACAGGGUAAGCUUCGUCGCCCAGAGUCUUAACUCUCAAUACUGUCGGGUCGGAGUGACCCUUGCGUUGGGUGGAUAGGACGUCGAAACUCGUUCCCGUCGUACUGC
Messenger RNA from Rhodofomes roseus, 5152 nucleotides. RefSeq lists its product as uncharacterized. NCBI's taxonomy places the organism in Eukaryota, Fungi, Basidiomycota, Agaricomycetes, Polyporales, Fomitopsidaceae. The coding region runs from base 276 to 4907 and encodes 1543 amino acids. The transcript is spliced from 11 exons. The record is from RefSeq and is a predicted model, not a curated record.